UAGAGCUAAAAGCAGAGAGCACCACACUUGCAAGAGUAUGCUGCUUGCCUCUCUUUACAAUCCUGCAACUGCAACCUCCUUCCUGUUUCCAUGGUCAACAUCCCCGACACAUACACAUACACAUGGGAUGUUCAGUUUACGGACCGAGUUUUCAAGAAAUGGGCUGUGUAAUGGCGUGAAUAACAAGCAAGCAAGACCGAGAUGGCGGCCAAGAGGUCCACAAGUACCAAUGGCUGUUGGAAGCAAUGACGAUGAAGCUCAGGUUGGUGUUUCAGUUGGGAAGGAGCGGCUUUAUCUCGGAAUGGACUUCGGUACUUCCGGAGCGAGGUUUGCCCUCAUCGACAAGCGAGGGACUAUUCAUGCUGAGGGAAAGAGAGAGUACCCUCUUUUUAUGAGUCAAGAAAAAGUGGAUUGGGCACGUUCAUGGAAAGCGACACUCUUCUCGCUGCUUGAAGACGUUCCAUCCCAUCUCCGUGAGCUUAUUGCUUCCAUUUCCAUUGAUGGGACUUCUGCAACUACUCUCAUUGUAGACAGCAGUACGGGGGAACCGUUAUGUAAACCUUUCCUCUAUAAUGAGAGUUGCCCUGAUGCUUUACCGACGGUAAAGUCUAUCGCUCCUCUGAAUCAUACAGUCUGCUCUGGUUCCUCCACUCUGUGCAAGCUUGUCUCGUGGUGGGAGAAUGACAAUUCAAACAAGAAAUCUGCACUUUUGUUACAUCAAGCAGAUUGGCUGUUGUGGCUUCUUCAUGGAAAGCUUGGAGUGUCUGAUUAUAAUAAUGCUCUGAAGGUGGGUUAUGAUCCUGAGCUUGAGUCCUAUCCACCUUGGCUUCUCUCUCAGCCAUAUUCACAGCUUUUACCUUCGGUGAGAGCUCCUGGAACUUCAAUUGGUCGUUUGAAAGAUGACAUAAGAUCAGAUUUCGGUUUCCCAAAUGAUUGUGUUGUAUGCACAGGAACCACUGAUAGUAUAGCGGCGUUUCUAGCAGCUCGUGCAACACAACCUGGGAAAGCUGUCACUUCUUUAGGUUCUACGCUCGCAAUAAAACUUCUGAGCACCACUAGGAUUGAAGAUGCGCGGUUUGGAGUGUAUAGUCAUCGCCUUGAUGAUAAGUGGCUUGUUGGAGGCGCGUCAAAUACCGGUGGAGCUGUUCUUAGACAAAUUUUUACUGAUGAGCAACUAGAGAGAUUGAGCGAGCAAAUUAAUCCCAUGGAAACCUCUUCUCUAGACUACUACCCUCUGCAAACAGUUGGCGAGAGGUUUCCAGUUGCAGAUCCAAAUUUGGCUCCUAGGUUACAUCCACGCCCAGAAAGUGAGGUGGAGUUUCUGCAAGGGAUUCUUGAAUCCAUUGCGCGUAUAGAGGCGAAAGCUUACAGCUUACUGAAGGAUCUAGGAGCAACUCAAGUUGAUCAAGUGUUCACAGCCGGAGGUGGUGCCAAGAACGAGAAAUGGACCAAGAUAAGAGAGAGGGUACUCGGUCUGCCGGUGAGUCGUGCAACUCAAACGGAGGCUGCUUAUGGAGCUGCAUUAUUGGCAUUGAAGGGAGCUGAUGAGAAAUGAAUGUAUUAGGUACUAUGCUGGUUGAAGGUGGUGAACAAAGCAAAAUCUUUUAAUGGUGUUAAUUGUAUACUUAUCCAAUAUCCUUAUAACUCUCUCUGUGGAAAAGUUCCACGACUCGCACGUGAUCUUUUUGAA
This is a messenger RNA of Malus domestica (apple), 1690 nucleotides long. RefSeq names its product D-ribulose kinase. Lineage: Eukaryota; Viridiplantae; Streptophyta; Magnoliopsida; Rosales; Rosaceae. Gene Ontology annotation, biological process: glycerol-3-phosphate biosynthetic process; glycerol metabolic process; triglyceride metabolic process. The record is from RefSeq and is a predicted model, not a curated record. Gene Ontology annotation, molecular function: glycerol kinase activity; D-ribulokinase activity. Gene Ontology annotation, cellular component: mitochondrion.